UUUACCUUAUAAUAUACAAAAAAAAGAAUGUCCUAAUUGAUUCUGAUUAUAAUAUUAUUUUGAGUAUGUUGUGCUGCUGCUGAAAUAAGAGUACAGAAGUUUCACUUUUUUGUUCAUUUACAAACUCAAUUUCCAUCAAAUAAACCAAAACUCUCUUUCUUUUCUUCAAAACAAAAUCAUGUCUUCGAUGAUAAGCGCACAAGGUGCUGUCUUUGCAACAGCCAUGGCUGUUUCCGGCACAGUCAUCCUCCUCGCUCUCCGUCUUCAGAAAUCUCUCCCACCAACCCAAUUCUCCCUUCACCAAAUUCCUCCUUCUCCAUCUCCUAUUCUUCGAUCUUGCAUAUCUUCUGAUGGAAAGAAAACAAAUAAGAAGAAAAAAAGAGUUCAUUUUGCUAAGGAUGUUAUGGAUUCUUGUAGAGAUGGUGAAGAGUAUAGAAAGAAACACCAACAUGAACAUGAACAUGAACAUGAACAUGAACAUGGUACUGUGAUGAGUAAACAUAAUUUGAAGCUAAAUUCAAGGUCAAAGGUUCAAAAGAAUUGCAGUGGUGGAAAUGAGAACAGGGGAAUGCCUGCUAACAGAGUAGCUUUGUAUAAUGGAAUUCUAAGGGAUCGUGUUAAUCAACGAUUGGGUUAUUCUUGUUGAUUUUUUAAUUUUUGUGUGUGUGAAUAUUCUGUUAUUAUGCUUCUCUACCUUUUUCUUUUUCUUUUUUCUUUAUAACUUUUUUUUUGUCAGUACAGUGAGUAGGAAAUAGAAGGUUAUGAAGGGUCCACCAUAAACAAGGGAUCAAGAUUUGUCUUGUGAGUUGUGAAGAUGAUUUUGUUAAUAUUUUUGUUUAGGAUAAUUUUCUUGUGAAAUUAAUUGAUCGUUCUGUAUAGUCUCUUCAUAACUUCAAAGGCAAUUAUUAGCACCUUCUUCUGUUAUGCAGUCAAUCCAAUCCAAUGUUAAAAUUUUAGUUCUAUUGUGAUUGUAAUUUGUGACAUGAUGUAAAUACAAAUAAUAUACUAGUUCUUAAUGAAAAUAGUAAAGUUGUUUUAUUCUUAAA
Molecule: messenger RNA, 1046 nt
Organism: Cicer arietinum (chickpea)
Lineage: Eukaryota; Viridiplantae; Streptophyta; Magnoliopsida; Fabales; Fabaceae
Source: RefSeq, a predicted model, not a curated record